GCCACAGAGAAUAACCAGAUGACACAAAAUCAAUCAGUAAUAAUAUGGAGGGUGAUAUCUAAUUGAACGAGCAAUACCAGAUGCUGCUCUGGCGGCUUUGUAAGGCAGCUAUUCGACCCGGCGCCGGCAUUGAAUCCCACUUUCGGUAUCAACAUCAGCUGAAAGGGAAACUGCUGAGAGAUACCAGAGACCACUAUAGCGCGAUGGAGCUAGCUGGCACAAAACUCUUUGCAUGAACGGCCGGUUUGGACAAUUCCUGAAGCUCUUGGGGGAAAGAGAAAACAACCUCGGUCCAUUGCCGUUUUCGGUUUGAUGCAAACCCUGUCGAAGGCUUAAAACGGCUUGCUUGACCGGCUGUAGCCACAACAGCCCUUUUGGUGGGGUAAGCAAGGCAGACUUCGACACAUGAUGGUCCGUACACAGGGGUUUAAUGGCGGGCAGCUGACCACGUAGCUGAUGCACAGGGCCCCUGGCCCAGUGGCCCUGGGCGUAUAGUGACACUUGUGACAAAACUAACAAUGCAAGCCAGCAAUUCGAAACGAUGGGAACGAAUGGGCAAUUGUUGGCUGUCGUAUGUUCCUCAGUUGUAAGGUGGCACGCCUACUGAGCACACCAUGUCAGCAUCAAGUCGUCGUUAGGCAGACCGGCCCCCUGCGCGGAGAUCACUUAGUCCUGAC
This is a messenger RNA of Fusarium redolens, 677 nucleotides long. RefSeq lists its product as uncharacterized. The transcript has a single exon. The annotation marks the transcript as partial. Lineage: Eukaryota; Fungi; Ascomycota; Sordariomycetes; Hypocreales; Nectriaceae. The record is from RefSeq and is a predicted model, not a curated record.